UCGCGCAGGCGCACUGCCGCCCCCCCCCCACGCCGCCUUGUCGAAUUCUGUCCGGCUCCCGCCCAGGCGGCGGCCGAUGCGACGCCCCCGGUGGUCCUCAGGUUUCAACUAGCAGAUAACUCUUCUCGCUGCCAGUCUUGUGCUUGGAGCUGUGAGCCCCUUGUCUCCCUGCCAGUGGGCUUCAGAGCCAUGGCAACGGAGGAGAAGAAACCCGAGACAGAGGCUGCCCGAGCACAGCCCACCCCUUCAUCAUCAGCCACUCAGAGCAAGCCUACACCUGUUAAGCCAAACUAUGCUCUCAAGUUCACCCUGGCUGGCCACACGAAAGCUGUGUCAUCUGUGAAGUUCAGCCCGAAUGGAGAGUGGCUGGCGAGCUCCUCUGCUGAUAAGCUCAUCAAAAUUUGGGGAGCAUAUGAUGGGAAAUUUGAGAAGACCAUAUCUGGUCACAAGCUGGGAAUAUCAGAUGUGGCUUGGUCAUCAGACUCUAACCUUCUUGUUUCUGCCUCAGAUGAUAAAACCCUGAAGAUAUGGGAUGUGAGCUCGGGAAAGUGUCUGAAAACCCUGAAGGGACACAGCAAUUACGUCUUCUGCUGUAACUUCAACCCACAGUCAAAUCUCAUCGUCUCUGGCUCUUUUGAUGAGAGUGUGAGGAUCUGGGAUGUGAAGACAGGGAAGUGCCUCAAGACGCUGCCAGCACACUCGGACCCAGUCUCUGCUGUUCAUUUUAAUCGUGAUGGCUCCUUGAUAGUUUCCAGCAGCUACGAUGGUCUCUGUCGGAUCUGGGAUACCGCCUCGGGCCAGUGCUUGAAGACACUCAUUGAUGACGACAACCCCCCUGUGUCCUUUGUGAAGUUCUCACCCAAUGGCAAGUACAUCCUGGCUGCGACCUUGGACAACACGCUGAAGCUCUGGGACUACAGCAAGGGGAAGUGCCUGAAGACGUACACUGGUCACAAGAAUGAGAAAUACUGCAUAUUUGCCAACUUCUCCGUUACUGGAGGGAAGUGGAUCGUGUCUGGCUCAGAGGACAAUCUGGUGUACAUUUGGAACCUGCAGACCAAGGAGAUUGUACAGAAGCUACAGGGUCAUACAGAUGUGGUGAUCUCGACAGCAUGCCACCCGACAGAGAACAUCAUCGCCUCGGCCGCGCUGGAGAACGACAAGACCAUCAAGCUGUGGAAGAGUGACUGCUAGGCUCGCUGGGCCUUGGGGUGGCCCUGGCUGGCGGGGAGCAGUGGUCUCAGGGGUUCUCCUUGGUCCUGGCCAGGGGUCGGACCUUUGAAGAGGCGAACAGUGUCUACCACCAGAAAGUUCUAGAAGGUGCUGGUGACAUUUCUUGCCAAUUCCUCUAACACUGUCUGCAGAAGAGUUUCUAGUCUUGUGUUCAAAUGGAGUCAACGAGAAUUUUUGAUUUUUGAUUACAAAGGGUGAAGCUGAGUUUAUCAUGAGUUGUGUUUAUUUCCAGUAAAUGUUCUGUACAUUUUUUGAUGAUAUUUUAUUAACCCAGUGCACGCAUUAUGCCGUGGCUCGCAGGGCCUCUCUGUGUGUUGCCCCCUGCCCCCCCCCCCCCAAUCUCUGGUGCACGGCUCUGAUUCCUGCCUGUCCCCAGUGUGUUGGAGUCUUUCUGGGAAACUGGACAGUUGUGACAUUGUCCAUGUAUCCCAGUGUGCACAUGACAGGUGUGUACAGCUGCAUUUUGUUUCCCCGUUUCACAUGGGCAGCCCAGGCUGGACUCGGGGUUAGGUGGGGUUUUAUGGAUGGUCCUGGCAACUGUUCUAAUGCAAAGCUUGUCUCCCCUUGACUUUUUUCUGUGGAAAGUCUCAUGGUUAGGAAGGUAGAAAGACAGUGCAGUUGGCGUGUCACUGUCUCCUGUCUGGCCACGGCCUUGGGCGGAGAGCGGGAGGCUCUGCAGGGCCAUGGUGCUGCGUGGCUUGGGGUUACACCUCUUUAUCCUCAGAUGGCCAGCUGGGUGGAGAAGAGAGUGUAGACACCUGAGUCCUAAGCCCCUCGGCUCUGGUGUGCAGGGUGCAGGUUCCCCAGAGGAAGCACGGAGCAGCCAUCCCCUGUGCCAGGGCAGCCUGUGGGUGGGUGGCAGUGUUGGCCCUGAGGCUGGGUGGCUCUAUAGCUGCUGUGAGUCUUCGGGCCCCACUGCCGCUGUACCCAGGAAAGGUGAAAGAGCUGGCGGGAGCCUUCACUCCACCCUCUUGCUGAGGGGUGCUCCUGAGCUUGCAGAGAUACCUAUCCCGCUUGGAGCCCAGUGACCUCCACCAUUCCAAGGUACAGAGUCCUGGGCCGAGGCUUUCAGAUUGACUUGGAUGAAUCCCGAUGGGAAGUGUGUGUGGGGGUGCUAUCUGGUAGGCUUCCCAUCGUGGCUACAUUAUGUGAAGUUUCUAGAAAGGAGUUCCCUAGCCUCCUGCCCCCCCCCCCCCCAGCUGUAUGUACAAGGAGCCUCUCAACUGCUCCAGGAAAUGAGUGGUGUAACACUCAGGAUCUGACACCUUGUUUUGAUAGAAAACUUGAAGGUUCUCUCAUUGCUUCCCGUGGUGUGGCUUUGGCCUUCCCUACACUGCGGUCUUCCUGCAGUUUGCGUGGGUCCAGCGCAGCUAGGGAGAAGGUUGUAUGCGGAGCACCAUAUCCUUGAAUAUAGUUUAUUUUUUCUACAUUUGAAUUCUCUGUUGUAGAUUUAUGUAAAAAUGCAUUCUCUUUUUUGAAAAUAAAGAUUUUCAUGUCUUGUAA
This is a messenger RNA of Erinaceus europaeus (western European hedgehog), 2736 nucleotides long. It is a transcript of the gene WDR5, whose product is annotated as WD repeat domain 5. The transcript is spliced from 14 exons. The coding region runs from base 190 to 1194 and encodes 334 amino acids. Gene Ontology annotation, molecular function: histone binding. Lineage: Eukaryota; Metazoa; Chordata; Mammalia; Eulipotyphla; Erinaceidae. The record is from RefSeq and is a predicted model, not a curated record. Gene Ontology annotation, cellular component: Set1C/COMPASS complex.